Cajanus cajan (pigeon pea) is the source of this 1427-nucleotide messenger RNA. Its product is annotated as putative polygalacturonase At3g15720. The record is from RefSeq and is a predicted model, not a curated record. Gene Ontology annotation, biological process: carbohydrate metabolic process. Lineage: Eukaryota; Viridiplantae; Streptophyta; Magnoliopsida; Fabales; Fabaceae. Gene Ontology annotation, molecular function: polygalacturonase activity.
UUCACAAAUUAGCAAAGAAAAUUCUUCUUUAAUUUGCGAGUUUACUUUUGUUAAAAAUGCAAAGGCUAAUAAUCUGUUGUAUCUUGAUUCAUUUUUUUGUUUCACCCACUUUGUCCAUCAGAAUCAAUGCUGCAACCCAAGGGACAUUAGUUAAUGUGAUAGACCAAGGAGCUCGUGGUGAUGGCAAAACUGAUGAUUCAAAUGCAAUUUUAAGUGCAUGGCAGCGUGUGUGUGGAAUGGCUGGGCCAGCAACUCUAGUCAUACCUGCAGGAAAAGUGUUUUUUGUGAAAAGAUUAGAGCUUGAUGGUCCUUGCAAGGCCCAAAGUGUUCGAAUUCAGUUUGCAGGGAAAAUAGUUGCUCCAUCUUUGGAUGCAUGGGUUGGUGAUAAGGGAAAAUGGAUUGUGAUCUCAAAUGUAAAUGGAUUAACAAUUGAUGCGGAAGGAGGAAAUAUCGAUGGCAAUGGUUCUUCUUGGUGGGAGAAAUGCAAAAGUUGUCAACGACCAACAUCCUUGCGUUUCCACAAUUGUAAUGGUCUUGUUGUGAAUUCUUUGAGCAUGACAAAUAGUGCUGGAGCUCACAUAUCUGUAAAUGGUUGCAACGGUGCAAUAUUCUCUCAUAUGAAUGUUAUUGCUCCUGAGCACAGCCCUAACACUGAUGGCUUUGAUAUUGCUAAUUCCAAAUUUGUAACCAUACAAGAUUCUACUAUAGCAACUGGUGAUGAUUGUAUUGCCAUCAAUGGUGGCUGCUCCAACAUCAAUGCCACUAGGCUUUUCUGUGGACCAGGCCAUGGGAUAAGCAUUGGCAGUCUGGGUAGAGGUGGAGCUCGUGAGACAGUUGAAGAGGUUUAUGUACAUAAUUGCAGCUUCAUCGGGACUACAAAUGGAGCAAGAAUUAAAACAUGGCCGGGUGGAUCAGGUUAUGCAAGAAAAAUCACUUUCGACCAAAUCAUACUAAAAAAUGCUCAAAAUCCAAUCAUUAUAGACCAGAACUAUGGGGUUAAACAACUAAGUUCAUCGGAGCAAGCAGUGAUGGUGAGCGAAGUGACUUAUCGUGGAUUUGUUGGAACUUCGGCUAAGGACUUGGCAAUACUCUUGAAAUGUAGCACAUUGGGUUGUUUCAAUAUUGUAUUUGAUAAUGUUGACAUUGUAUCUUCGCAACCAGGAAAAUCAGCCUAUGCUUCUUACUACAAUGCACAUGGAUCAGUUACUAACACUGUUCCAAAAAUCUCCCUGUUCAAAUGAAUUCAGGAACUUGAAGUGAAGUGAAGAUUUAUCACAUUAGAUGCUAAUUGAUCUUGUUAAUUAACCUAUGUAAGAAGGUUCUGAUCUAAAGAUGCUACCAAAUUUUAUAGGCUAUUUAUAGUAGCAUUUGCGUUGUAAGAAUAAGAAAGACAUUUUGAAUAAAAAACUAAUUUAGUUUUUUAUCUA